AUGUCGAGUCUUCAAGGAAAAGUGAUCGCUAUCACUGGAGCAGCUUCUGGAAUGGGCCUAACGAUUGCAAAGCUGCUUUCGAGCAAUGGCGCAAUAUUGUCUCUAGCGGAUAUGAACGAAGAUGGUCUGUUGACAGCCAUCGAGUGUCUUAAAGGAGAGGUGGAAGAAGCCCAAAAGAACCAGCAACGGCAUAUCUAUACUCGCGUGGAUGUUCGAGACAGUACAUCUGUGAAUAGCUGGAUCAGCCACACCGUUGAACAAUUAGGUCGGCUUGAUGGUGCUGUCAAUUUCGCUGGGGUCGCAAGAAUAGCAAACGUAAUUGAUGAGACUGACGAAAGCUGGGCUUUCCAAAUGGAUGUGAAUGCUAAGGGCGUCUUCUUCUGCAUUAGAGCCCAAUUGAAGCACAUGAGGAAGGGAGGAAGUAUUGUCUCUGCGGCAAGUGUGAAUGGCCAACUGGGAUGGGAGGCUUUAGGAUCAUACUGUGCCAGUAAGCAUGCUGUGAUAGGCGUGAGCAGGAGCGCAGCAAAGGAGAAUCCCGACAUUCGAAUCAAUUGUGUCGCCCCAGGUGUGGUCAACACUCCUAUGAUGGAUGGAGUCCCUUUAGAGGAAUCGACGGAGAUAGCUCGCCAGGUGCAGAAGCGUGCGUGCAAUCCCAUGGAAGUCGCGAACGUCGUGGCGUUUCUUCUGAGUGAUGAGGCCAGCUUCGUCACAGGUGCAGUUUGGAAUGUAGAUGGAGGUUAUAACUGUUGA
Exophiala bonariae is the source of this 750-nucleotide messenger RNA. RefSeq lists its product as uncharacterized. The record is from RefSeq and is a predicted model, not a curated record. Gene Ontology annotation, molecular function: oxidoreductase activity. The coding region runs from base 1 to 750 and encodes 249 amino acids. The transcript has 4 exons. NCBI's taxonomy places the organism in Eukaryota, Fungi, Ascomycota, Eurotiomycetes, Chaetothyriales, Herpotrichiellaceae.